Molecule: messenger RNA, 927 nt
Organism: Lycium ferocissimum
Lineage: Eukaryota; Viridiplantae; Streptophyta; Magnoliopsida; Solanales; Solanaceae
Product: protein mago nashi homolog
Exons: 3
Coding region: 167-649 (160 amino acids)
Biological process (GO): RNA splicing
Cellular component (GO): nucleus; exon-exon junction complex
Source: RefSeq, a predicted model, not a curated record
UGACCUCUUAACUUUUUGGGUCUAAACACUUUACACCUCCAAACUCCUAAACUGUGCAACCUAGGCUUUAUAAUUUUGAAGAAAGCAACCUUUGAGCCUCUUAAUAGGUGGGUCUGAAACCUAGAAGGGAGACGCCAAUUGACAGUGUGAGAAGAGUGCAAAAAAUAUGGGUGAAAUGGCAGAGAACGAUGAGUUUUACCUGAGAUAUUACGUUGGCCACAAAGGUAAAUUUGGACACGAGUUUUUAGAGUUCGAGUUUAGGCCAGAUGGAAAGCUCCGUUAUGCUAACAAUUCCAACUACAAAAACGAUACUAUGAUUCGUAAGGAAGUUUUCCUUACCCCUUCUGUUCUCAAAGAAUGUCGCCGCAUUGUUGCUGAAAGCAGGUUUAGCCUUUCCCUUUUUAAUUUUGGGAUCAUGAAGGAAGAUGAUAACAACUGGCCUGAACCAGAUAGAGUGGGGAGGCAGGAGCUUGAGAUUGUGAUGGGAAAUGAACACAUAUCAUUCACUACAUCUAAGAUUGGUUCACUAAUGGAUGUGCAGACCAGUAAAGAUCCCGAGGGACUUCGUAUCUUCUAUUAUCUUGUUCAGGAUCUGAAGUGUUUUGUGUUUUCUCUCAUCUCGCUCCAUUUCAAGAUCAAACCCAUUUAACUCGUGCUUAUGGCGUGUUAAAAGUUAGCAGGAUGUGCUUGGCGUCAUGUUCUGAAUCGUGUAUCCCCUAAGAGAUAAUGCCGUUUGGUGGUGUUCUGUUCUGUUUUUUUAUUUUUAUUUUUAUUUUUAAAUGAUGGACAAGUCUUAGACAUUAUUUGCGUAUCUUUCCUUUUUUAUUCAUCGUUUCUGUUUCUGUAUAUUUGGUCAGUUGUUCUGUAGCAACAUGGGAAGCACGAGGUUUUUCGUCAUGUAAUGUCUUGUGAGAUUUGUUUCCGGUA